Ricinus communis (castor bean) is the source of this 2589-nucleotide messenger RNA. RefSeq lists its product as uncharacterized. The transcript is spliced from 14 exons. NCBI's taxonomy places the organism in Eukaryota, Viridiplantae, Streptophyta, Magnoliopsida, Malpighiales, Euphorbiaceae. The record is from RefSeq and is a predicted model, not a curated record. Gene Ontology annotation, molecular function: hydrolase activity, hydrolyzing O-glycosyl compounds. Bases 365 to 2257 code for a protein of 630 amino acids. Gene Ontology annotation, biological process: carbohydrate metabolic process.
UAAUAUUAUUGUCUAAACAAAAUGCUAAACUACUUUCUUUUUUUUGCCUUUGUUCUUCUAUUUCCUUUUUAACCGGGAAAUUAAAGUUGAAAACGACUUUAAACAGACGGCUUCAAUUGCCAACACGUUAAGCUAAUCUAAUUACCACACACACAUAGCCUCUUUGAGACAGUAGUAAAUAAAGAUCAAAACUGAGUUUGCAUAUUAUUAUGUUUCAUAUCCAUUACAAUCAUUUCUUGAUUCUAAUCAAGAAAGUGUCGUCAUCAUCUUCUUCUUCUUCUUAGCAACAACUGUGAUAGUGUUAUUAAACUCACUUUAGUAGCUUCACUUUUGCUUACCAGCAAGUAGAGGUGAAUUUGAUACUAUGAAGAUCCAACUAUCCGCCUCUUUCUUUCUCUUCUUGGCUGCUUGUCUUUACAGGGUUUCAUCUGAGAUGGAACGUGCAAGCAUCCCACCAAGAGGUUGGAAUUCUUAUGACUCCUUUUGCUGGACUGUUUCUGAAGAAGAGUUCUUGCAAAAUGCUGAGAUCAUUUCCAAAAGUCUAAAACCUCAUGGAUACGAGUAUGUUGUCGUAGACUACCUUUGGUAUAGGAGAAAGGUGCCAGGUGCUUACGUUGAUUCUCUUGGGUUUGAUGUAAUUGAUGAAUGGGGGAGGAUGAUCCCUGACCCGGAUCGAUGGCCUUCUUCCAGAGGUGGGAGAGGAUUCACUGAAGUAGCCAGGAAAGCACAUAGCAUGGGUUUGAAGUUUGGGAUUCAUGUAAUGAGGGGUAUAAGUACACAAGCAUACAAUGCUAACACUCCCAUCUUGGAUACUGCCAAGGGAGGUGCUUAUGAAGAUUCUGGUAGAAAAUGGAGAGCACGAGACAUAGGGGUCAAGGAAAGAACUUGUGCAUGGAUGCAACAUGGUUUCAUGAGUGUAAAUACUAAGUUGGAAGCAGGACGGGCCUUCUUGCGGUCGCUUUAUACACAGUAUGCUGAGUGGGGUGUUGAUUUUGUAAAAAAUGAUUGUGUAUUUGGUGAUGACUUGGAUAUAGAAGAGAUAACAUAUGUGUCAGAGGUUUUGAAGAGUCUUGAUCGACCCAUUCUUUAUUCUUUGUCUCCUGGAACAAGUGUGACACCAACCAUGGCCGAAGAAAUAAGUGGAUUAGUGAACAUGUACAGGAUAACAGGAGAUGAUUGGGAUACAUGGAGAGAUGUAGCAGCUCAUUUUGAUGUUACGAGGGAUUUCUCUACUGCAAGUAUGAUUGGUGCCAAGGGUUUGAUGGGGAAGUCAUGGCCUGACUUAGAUAUGCUACCCUUGGGAUGGCUUACUGAUCCAGGCUCUAAUGAAGGUCCUCAUAGAAGAUGUAACCUUAACUUAGAUGAGCAGAAAACUCAGAUGACUUUGUGGGCAAUGGCCAAGUCUCCUCUCAUGUUUGGAGGAGAUGUUAGAAACAUUGAUAAGACUACCUACAAUUUGAUAACUAAUCCUACUAUUCUAGAAAUAAAUUCUUUUAGCUCAAACAAUAUGGAGUUUCCUUAUGUUAGUAGCAGGAAGAGUUAUAGGACCAAGGCUUUCACAACGCAAUCAAAAAUAUUUCAGAUGGAUAUGAGUACAUCACCUGCACGUUCUUUGAGUCUCACCAACUGCAAAGAUCCAAAUGCAAAUGGUUGGUCAAUUGCAUCUUUUGACCAAGAUAUGGAACAGAUCUGCUGGAACGAGAACUUAAGAAGCCAUGAACCUUUAUGCCUAUACAAGAGAAAACCUCUUCUGAAUUUGAAUGAAUGGAUUAUUUAUGAGCAAAAGAAGCUGCAUUCUUUUGCGAGUGAUGGGCUGGAGUUUUGCUUGGAUGCUUCUCCAAGACAGAAGCUUUCUGCAAAAGAAUUGAGGAAUACUUCAUUCUCGCCUUGCAGAUGGGAUGCGAACCAGAUGUGGGAGUUGAAUAAUAACGGAGCACUUGUCAGCAACUAUUCUGGUCUCUGUGCGAAAGUGAAUUCAAUUGAAGCUGAAACUGCUACCAGUGGAGUUCGCUCUUGGAUUGCAACAGGAAGAAAAGGAGAGAUAUAUGUUGCUCUUUUCAAUCUAAACCAGGAGAAGACAGUAAUAACUGCAAAGAUUUCCGAUAUGGCUAAGGUACUUCCCGAGGAAAACUUGAAUAAUACUUCAUGUAGAGGCAGAGAAGUCUGGAGUGGAAAAUAUUUUGGAGUAAUCAAAGACUCAAUAUCGACAACAGUAAACAUUCAUGGUUGUGCUCUCUUUGUCCUCCACUGUUACUAGUGUAGAAUGACUGGAUGGAGUAGAAAUAUUCCCUUUUCUCUGUCUUUGCAGUCCACCCUUUUGGACUCAAUAUCAAAGAAAUCAGAAAUGUAAAGAAAACUGUAGUAACAAAUGUAAUGAAGGCCUAUGCUGACAUAAGUUGGUGCAGGAUUUUGUAGUUUUUGUGCAAUGGAAGAUGGAUUAGGAAGAUAAUCUCAAUGCUUAGAAGGUUAAUUUUUGGGGAUAUUUAGUUGCUAUGCUUUUAUUAUGAAAUGUAUCUCUAGGAAAUAGAGAGCAGAGUAAUUUUAUAAUAAGCUUUUUAUGGGUGUUACUCAACUUAUACCCACCACCCA